UGCAGCAUGUACGUCAUGCGUGUGUACUACUCAUGCAAGAUUCACAAGCGGACCAGCUUUAUUGCGCUUGACGAACACCCAUCCAGCACAAGGUCACGUUCUGCACCAAGUGCGUUGAGGGAUGCGAUUAAAUGGGAUGCCCCGAAGCCUGUUCAGAGCCAAGCUGUUGGUUAUGAGGCCUUCAACGAGUUUUUGACCGCCUUGCGGUCAGAUAUG
This is a messenger RNA of Phytophthora sojae, 216 nucleotides long. RefSeq lists its product as hypothetical. The transcript has a single exon. The record is from RefSeq and is a predicted model, not a curated record. The annotation marks the transcript as partial. Lineage: Eukaryota; Oomycota; Peronosporomycetes; Peronosporales; Peronosporaceae.